CCAUGGUGGGCGGGGUUGAAUGUGCGUAUAACCCAUGUGAUUGGGCAGUUGACCCGUCCAUUAGAUCAAAGGAACCUACCUGACACUUCCUGCCCAUGAAUGUUUCGCUUGUUUUGGGAGUAUGAUAUUUGUGUAUCUCUGCCAUAUUUGUGUACAUCUCUCGCAAAUGUCUUUACAUUUAUAAACAUAUAACAUCGCCCUGACGCUCUGGAUAAUAACAUGACGCACUGAAUUGGAUCAUACGCGCAGUUGAGCCAGUUUAAUGGAUGACUGGAGGCAAAACGUGAUUGUUUCUUCUCAUUGAUCCAGGAUCAUACAGUACGGAGAUGAAAGAUCCUGGAGUGAGUUUAGCGCUGCAGACUGAGCCGUGCUUUAAUGGACAUGAGAGAGAGAUGAAGGAUAAUUAAAGAGACUGAGGGUGACAAAAAGGCAUGUGAUUGAAGACAAAGGGGACAACUAACACACAACGGAGGUAUGGAUGAUUUGUCAUAUGUGGGGUCUGGCUGAGGGCCACUGUUGCCCGGGCGUCUGCACCCCAUUGGCUGAUUCACCAGCAUGUACCGUAGAAACGGCCUAUCGGAUGGCACCAGCAUUAGCUCCGCCUCCUCUGAGGGAAGUGACAGCUCUGUGUCUGUGGAUGGCCCGAGCGCUGACUACGCAAAGAGCUACGAUGCUGUCGUGUUUGAUGUGCUGAAAGUGACACCAGAGGAGUUCGCAAGCCAAAUAACCCUGAUGGACGCCCCUGUGUUUAAGGCCAUACAGCCAGAGGAGCUUGUUACCUGUGGCUGGAACAAAAAGGAGAAACACAGUUUGGCUCCUAAUGUUGUUGCCAUCACACGGAGGUUCAACCAGGUGAGCUUCUGGUUGGUACGGGAAAUCCUGACCGCUCAAACCCUGAAGAUCCGUGCCGAGAUCCUGAGCCACUUCAUCAAGAUCGCAAAGAAACUUCUAGAGCUGAAUAACCUUCAUUCUAUGGUGUCCGUGGUGUCUGCAUUGCAAAGCGCUCCCAUCUUUAGGCUGAGCAAGACCUGGGCGCUGAUCAGUCGGAAGGACAAGGCCACAUUUGAGAAGCUGGACUACCUGACCUCCAAAGAGGAGAACUACUCCAGGAUGAGAGAGUACAUCCGCUCCCUCAAGAUGGUGCCGUGCAUCCCCUACCUGGGGAUCUACCUGCUGGACAUGAUUUACAUUGACUCGGCCUAUCCUGCAUCUGACAGCAUCAUUGAGACCCAGCAGAGAACCAAUCAGAUGAACAACAUCCUGCGGGUGAUCUCUGACCUCCAGAUGUCCUGCACAUACGAUCACCUCGUGACCCUCCGGCAUGUGCAGAAGUACUUGAUGUCUGUUCGCUACAUCGAGGAGCUUCAGAAGUUCGUGGAAGACGACAAUUUCAAGUAAGUAGGUCUCAAAGGUAAAAUGCAAAGGGACUGUAUUUACAGUGGAGCUCCUGCUUCAAACGGCAUGAUGACUUUAGCAGGACGCAUGGCACCGGCAGAGGCCCGAAGCAAGGGCGACCCGUUGCUCGGAUGAUUUAAGGCUUAGCAAACAGGAAUUGG
Messenger RNA from Cyprinus carpio (common carp), 1556 nucleotides. Its product is annotated as ras-specific guanine nucleotide-releasing factor RalGPS1-like. NCBI's taxonomy places the organism in Eukaryota, Metazoa, Chordata, Actinopteri, Cypriniformes, Cyprinidae. The coding region runs from base 556 to 1398 and encodes 280 amino acids. The transcript is spliced from 11 exons. The record is from RefSeq and is a predicted model, not a curated record.